AUGAUUUCAAUCGACAAUUUACAACCUCGUGGCGGUAAUCAAGCUGUAUCGGUUAAUAGACCGAACCUAACUACGGAUAUUCACUUGACCAGCCAUGGUUCCAGUUGGUUAUGGGCUGUUUUCUCAAUUUUCGCAACUUUGGCAGUGAUUCAUGCAUUCUUCUUUAGUUUUACUAGCUCUAGAACCCACAGGCUUAAGAAGAUAUUAUUUAUUGUGCCAUUAUUUACUAAUGCAAUAAUGGCAUAUUGUUACUUUACGUAUGCUGCAAACUUGGGUUGGACUUCGACAAGAGUUGAAUUCAACCAUGUGCUGACAAUCAGGAAUCUCGGUGUGAGACAAGUAUUUUAUGUCAAAUAUAUCGGAUGGUUUUUGGCAUGGCCUUUUGUUUUGUUUGCCAUGGAAGUAGCUACUCAUACAUUGGAGUCAACAAAUCUUGAAAAUGGUGGUGAGACUAUUACUGGCAUUCUUUCGUUGCUUUCGGGGUUGAUCGUUAAAACUUUCGCUACUGAAAUUUACGUGUUGGGCUUAUUGAUUGGUAUCUUAAUUCCUUCGAGCUAUAGAUGGGGUUAUUUUACAUUUGCAGUAUCUGCCCAAUUGUUCGCCAUGUCUUUGGUAUUGGUUUCGAUGUUUGCGGCUAUGAAGUCUGUUAACACUAACAAGGUUGCAAUCAUGUUUAUUGCGUUCGAAUUAGUAGUAUGGAUCUUGUAUCCAGUAUGCUGGGGUCUCAGUGAAGGCGGUAAUCGUAUCCAGCCAGACUCUGAAGCAGUAUUCUAUGGUAUACUUGAUUUGAUAACGUUUUCCUUUGUGCCUAUAAUAUUAACUUGGAUUAACGCCUCCGGAGUGGACGAAGAUUUCUUCCAUAAGGCAAUGCACUUCAAUUUACGUAGGAACUCAAGACACGAGAAGCCAGUAGAGGAAACACCAAGACACAGUGGUGAUACUGCGGUUCCUCCUUCUAAUUAUGAUCGGCCAGAGGUUGAGAAUGACGUAGCUCCAGCAACUCGUCCUAUGGAAGAAGAACAAGUUUGA
This is a messenger RNA of Debaryomyces fabryi, 1029 nucleotides long. Its product is annotated as opsin family protein. The coding region runs from base 1 to 1029 and encodes 342 amino acids. The record is from RefSeq and is a predicted model, not a curated record. The transcript has a single exon. NCBI's taxonomy places the organism in Eukaryota, Fungi, Ascomycota, Pichiomycetes, Serinales, Debaryomycetaceae. Gene Ontology annotation, cellular component: endoplasmic reticulum; plasma membrane.